Schistosoma rodhaini is the source of this 3125-nucleotide messenger RNA. NCBI's taxonomy places the organism in Eukaryota, Metazoa, Platyhelminthes, Trematoda, Strigeidida, Schistosomatidae. The record is from the annotation of a GenBank genome assembly.
ACAUGUGAUUCAGUGGGUAUUUUGAAGUACUUUCGCUACAGUUUCGUAAUGUCUUCAUGAACAAGUUAGUUAUGGAGUGUAAGGCAUCAGUCAAUGGGUUCCGAAAAACACUGUCACAUGCAGUUGAUCACUGUGGCCCCACAGCGAAACGCAUUUCUUUAAAGGCGAUUUCUGAUGUUAAAGGACUUCCUUCGGCUUCACAAAUAUUUCAAGACUCAUGCUUAAAGCUUCAAAAAGCGACAAAGGCAGUUUUUCUCAGCGAGCCUGUCGAAUCCACGCUUGAGGAGCUUUACAGGGUUAGUAACUUAUACUAAAUGAUUGUUUAUCUAAAGAAUGUCGAGGAUAUAUGUGCACAAAAAAUGAUUAUGGAAUUGUACUCAAGCCUGAAGGUUAUAUUCAGUGAAUAUGUAGUUGGACUACAACCUCAGUUUUUAAAAGUAGGUUUCCAACUCAGCGCAGUGGCACAGUGUUGGGGGUUAUACUGUAAAAAGAUGGUUUGUUCACUUGUAUUGCCCUUACAGGUUUUAGCUUCUCAUCAGGAAUAUAUUUCUUUUUAUGGAUAGACAACUUCUUCAGUUAAAUCCACAGAACUUACAAAUAUGGGAUCUAGCUCUUAAGUUGUUCCGAGAAGAUGUUAUUACUCAGGAGAAAGUUCAGUCCCGUUUGAUGUGCCAAAUACUGGAUGAAAUACAUAAAGAACGAUGUGGAGAAGCUAUUGAUCGGCAACUUUUACGUACUGUCAUCAGAAUGCUGGUGGAUUUAAAACUCUAUGAUUCAAUAUUUCUUGCCGAAUUUCUUUGUAAAAGUCAACAACUCUACGCUUAUGAAGCAGAUACUUUAUCUAGACAACUCAGCGUUCCUGAAUAUUUGUUACAUGUGGACAAAAGAAUCAUCGAGGAAGAAGAUAGACUUGUUGUAUAUUUAGAUUCUAAUUCAACUCGUAGUUUGCUUAUAUCAACUCUGGUUUCGGAAUUAUUAACUCGUCCAUUAGACUAUCUACUGGAUAACGGCUUAGUCAAUCCACUGAAAACGAAACAAACUUCCCAAUUAUCUUUAUUGUUUUCUUUAGUUUCACGAGUUCCCAAUGGUAUCGAAAAAUUGCGUACACAUUUCCGUAAUUAUAUCAUACAAAUGGGUCGUGAAAUGGUGGAAAAUCCAACACACGAUCCUGAAAAAGAUCGCAAUAUGAUUCAAAAUUUAUUAGAUUCACGGGAUUUUCUUUCGGAAAUUACUGUAUCGUGCUUUUCAAAUGAUCCCAGUUUCAUGCGUGUUUUACAAGAAGCCUAUGAAGAGUUUAUCAAUCAACGUCCGAACAAACCGGCUGAGUUUCUAGCUAAAUAUCUUGAUUCUCAUCUUAGAUCUGGAAAUAAAGCACAAACGGAAGAAGAAUUGGACAAGUUAAUGGAUAAGGCUAUGAUUCUGUUUCGUUUCAUCGAUGGAAAAGAUAUAUUUGAAGCAUUUUAUACUAAAGAAUUAGCAAAACGUCUUCUUUUGAAUAAAAGUGCAUCAGUUGAUGCAGAAAAAGCUAUGCUAUCAAAACUUAAACAAGAAUGUGGACCAAACUAUACACGCAAAAUGGAAACAAUGUUUCAGGACAUCGAGUUAAGCAAGCAGUUAAGUAAAAAUUUCCGUUUAUCUUUACCUGAUACUUAUGCAAUCGAAUUAAGCGUAAAUGUGAUUUGUCCAGCAUCUUGGCCACCGUAUCCACAAACAACAGCCAAUUAUCCCCCUGAAAUGGUGACUCUUCGAGAGGAAUUUACGCGCUUCUAUUUAUCCCAUCACCAAGGUCGAAAGCUGAUAUAUGAACCGUCUUUAGGGACUUGUGUUGUUAAAGCUAAAUUUCCGAUGACACCAAAUCUUCGUAAAGAAUUACAAGUAUCUGAACUACAAGCUUUAGUGUUAUUACAAUUCAAUCAAUCAGAUAAUGCUCCUAUUACUUAUACAACGAUAGCUGAAAAUACUGGUAUCGAAGAAAAAGAAUUAAAACGAACAUUACUUUCAUUAGCUGCUGGUAAAGGACAACGUGUAUUGAAAAAAACUCCUGGUAAUUUAGAGAUUGAAAACGAUCAUCAGUUUAUUUUCAAUACCGAAUUUCAUCAUCGACUUACGCGUAUCAAAUUCAAUCAAGUUCAACUAAAAGAAACUGAACAAGAACAAGUAGCUACUGAAGAACGGGUGUUUGCUGAUCGCGUUGCUCAUGUAGAUUGUUGUAUUGUACGAAUUAUGAAAACGCGCAAAACUAUUGACCAUAAUUCAUUGUUAUCAGAAGUCUACAAGCAAUUACAGUUUCCACUUAAAGCAAGUGACGUGAAGAAACGUAUUGAAAAUUUAAUUGAACGAGAUUAUAUGAAAAGAGAUUCCAGUAACGCUGCCACUUAUCACUAUGUGUCCUAGGUAAACGUCACUCAUUUACUUUGGGGAAACUGUUGCUUUUUUUCCAAAAAUGAAGAUGUAUAUGACAGUUCUGUUAUUGUUUAAAGUUAACGUUGCUGAUGCACUGCAUUUCAAGCAGUUGUGUGAGUUAAACAAUGGAAAGACUUCUUGCUACUUUUCUUCUUUUGUACAGCAGAUUCUGUUAAACCAUUUAAUCUUCACUUUUUUAAAAACUAGUAAUGAUGUUUCAUGUUUGUGUCAUUGUCCUUUGUGUGUGUUUGUUCUUUAAAAAACUAUUGAUAUUUACAACUACUUUUGCUCAUACUUUUCAGUUGACAAACUACUAGCAUUUUACUGAAUGUUAUAGAGAUGGAAAAAGUCUGUUUUGACCAGGUAACUCAUCUAUAUUUCAUGUUUCUUUUCCCACUACUGCUAUCUUCAUCGAGACUGGGUUACAAAUAAUAAAAAGGCUGAUUGAGAAAACCGUGUUAUCAAAUAUUUUUCGAUUUCAUGUUUACCAAUGGGAAUAGUACUUUACAGUUCAUCCCCUAUCAUUAUACGUAUCACUGUAUUAAAUGCUAGACGUUGCAAUGAAAGUUGUCUACAUAGGUUACAGACUUUUAUUUAAACAGUUCCUGUUUUGUUAAAGGUAAUGGGACUACUCCAUUGACAGACGUGUAAUGUGAUAAAUAACAGCCGAAUGUUUGGUGAUAUUAUAUAUCUGCAUCUGAUAAUUGCUGAUUUUCCACUAC